GAGGAGUGGUCCGAGUCGCGGAGGAUCACCGAGGGCUGAGAAAGAGAGCGGAAGAGAGAAAGUGAGAGGAUGCACAAGCACACGAGCCAACUACGUGGUCCCAGCGGCCCCGGAAGCGGACACCAUGUUGCUAAUAGAGGUCCUGUCAGAAGAUGGAACAGCUUCCACGGCGGUGGAAGCGUCGGCGGAGGCGCGAGUAAUUUCAACGACACCGUCGGAAAUGGCAAUCUGCCCUCUGGUAUGAUCACCAAGGCUCCCCAGGAGCCAUUCAGGGCCGUGCCGAAGGCCGUGCAGGCCCUCAGGAGCGAAUCCGUCGAUAGGAGCCAUCGAGCACAGCCGCCACCGCCUCCGGCCUUCCCUCGAAGACGAUUCUCCGUGUGCUUCGGCAAGCGGACGGGUGGCAGCGCCAGGAGACCCAACGAAUGCUUCGUCCUCGAGUCCUCCGAGAUGAUCGUCAUCGACUACCCGGAAGUGCAUGGAGGAAGGAUGCAUCGACCACCGCACCCUCAUCCCAUUACCGACCAUCGACAGGUCAACUUGGUCUUCGAUGACACGUUUUCUCAAGGCCUGACAGGCAGGCCAGAGCUGUACCAAAAGUCCAAUAGAAGCAGCCAUUCGAGUGACACGAGUUCAGCAUACAGUGGUUCAGACACCAUGACAUCUGUACAAGGUUCAUUAGAUGCAGAUGCAGAUGAUGUUGAUCUUUCAGGGCUUGUUGAAUCUAUAGUGGAUAGCGAUGAAGAAGAAGAUCUUGCGGAAAGCAUGGACAGCUUGACUGUCCGUGAUCCAGUUAGAGAAUGUUUAGAGAAAGAUCCAAUGGAAAGGACAGAAGAUGAUAUAGAAACACUCUUAGAAUUCACACAACAACUAAAGGCCUUCACAAAUAUGACUUUGGCUGUAAGGAGAGCGCUGUGCGCUGUAAUGGUAUUUGCUGUGGUUGAACGUGCUGGUAUGAUAGUUUUAAAUGAUGGAGAAGAAUUAGAUAGUUGGAGUGUGCUUAUAAAUGGUGCUGUGGAAAUUGAGCAUAGCAAUGGAGAAAUUGAACAACUGCACCUUGGUGACAGUUUUGGAAUCUUGCCCACUAUGGAAAGACUUUUGCAUAGAGGUGUCAUGAGGACAAAAUGUGAUGACUGCCAAUUUGUAUGUGUCACGCAGGCAGAUUACUUUAGAAUUCAACAUCAAGGAGAAGAAAAUACGAGGCGGCAUGAAGAAAACGGGAGAGUAAUUCUAGUAACGGAAUUAAGGGGUGCUUUAGAUGGCGGAGCACGCAGGGGUCAUGUAGUUAUACGCGGAACUCCUGAACGUUUAAUGUUACAACUUAUUGAAGAAAACAGUAUUACCGAUCCCACUUAUAUAGAAGAUUUCUUAUUAACUCAUCGAACAUUUAUCGAUAGUCCCUUAUUAGUUGCAAGUCAAUUGUUAGAAUGGUUUGAUCAAGCACAAGUCAGAGACAGAGUUGCCCGUGUAGUACUUCUUUGGGUAAAUAAUCAUUUUACUGACUUUGAAACUGAUCCAGCUAUGAUGGAAUUUUUAGAAGCAUUCGAAGCUGGAUUAGAAAGGGAGAAAAUGCAAGGGCAACAAAGAUUAUUAAACAUUGCAUGUGCAGCAAAAGCCAGAACGCGGAAUGUAACAUUAGCAAGGCCCACGAGGGAUGAGGUCCUGCAUUUUAGUAUUUUGGGGGGAUAUGAAAGGGGUUUUGGCAUUUUUAUUUCAAAAGUAGAUAAAAAAUCAAAGGCUGAAGAUGUCGGUUUAAAACGUGGAGAUCAGAUUUUAGAAGUAAAUGGACAGAGUUUUGAGCACGUGAGUCAUGCCAGGGCUCUUGAAAUUUUAAGAGGAUCUACUCAUCUCAGUAUCACUGUUAAAUCGAACUUGCUUGCGUUUAAAGAAAUGCUUCAGAUGCCAGAUGAUUCGCCGAGGCCGCGGGGAAGGGCAAACAAACCCGAGAUUUCAAGAUUACAAACAGAUCCACGUGCAAGGUUGUCCACGCAUGUAGACCCGAUAAAUCCAGUAAAUCCAUUGAACCCUUUGGUGGGUGGUGUACCACUGUUAGUUCCCGAUUCUAAUGUUUCUCCUUGUAAAGAUGCUAAAAAGGAGCAUAAAGGAUUUAUGACGCUUGGACCGAAGAAGAGAUUACAAAAAGCUCUCAUGAAAAUGAAUAUACUGCCAAAGAAUACUAUUAAUGAUGGUGUGCAUGUAGACGAUCCUCUCGCACCUCCUCAUACACCACCGGGAACAGGAGGACUUUCACAGACUACUAAUCUUUAUCACUCAAAAAGUAAUCCCGACCUCACAUCGUUGUAUUGUUACGACGAUUUAAGGGCACCUGAUUAUCCAGAACACGUUUUGAAAGUUUACAAAGCCGAUCAAACUUGUAAAUACCUUCUUAUUCACAAAGAAACAACGGCGCACGAGGUGGUAAUGCUGGCUCUUCAAGAAUUUGGUAUAACUGAAGGCAGUUCAAAUUUCUCCUUAGCUGAAGUUAGCGUUGGAGAGGGGGGUAUGAUUAAACAACGCAGGUUACCUGAUCAGUUGCAAAAUCUCGCGGAAAGAAUUGGCUUAAGUUCUCGAUAUUAUUUAAAAACUAAUGGCAUCUCAGAGACGUUCGUAGCGGAUGAACAAGCGCCAGAACUCAUACGCGAAUCUCAGGUUCAUUUCUUACAACUAAAUGCUGUUGAAGUUGCGAUUCAAUUGACUCUGCAAGAUUUCAGUAUAUUCAGGCAAAUUGAAUCUACGGAAUAUGUCGAUGAUUUAUUCGAAUUAAAAAGUAGAUAUGGAGUGCCUAUGCUCAGGCAGUUCGCAGAACUAGUCAACAGAGAAAUGUUUUGGGUUGUGACAGAAGUUUGUUCUGAACACAAUUUAGUUCGACGUAGUAAAAUAAUAAAGCAAUUUAUAAAAAUAGCCCGGCAAUGUAAGGAAUGCAAAAAUUUCAAUUCCAUGUUUGCAAUCGUGUCUGGUUUGGGUCAUGGAGCUGUGUCCAGGUUAAGAGCGUCUUGGGAAAAACUACCAAGUAAAUAUCAAAGGCUCUUUAGUGAUUUACAAGAAUUAAUGGACCCUAGUCGUAACAUGAGCAAAUACCGACAAUUGGUAGCAUCUGAACAAACGCAACCACCUAUAAUUCCAUUUUAUCCAGUAGUGAAGAAAGAUUUGACGUUCAUACACCUCGGCAACGAUUCCAGAGUGGAAGGUUUAGUGAAUUUCGAAAAACUGAGAAUGAUCGCAAAAGAAGUGAGAACGUUAACAAACAUGUGUUCUUCGCCCUACGAUUUAUCGGUAAUGCUAGAAAGAGGUGGUCAACCGCCUAGUUCUGCCAUGGUUGCGUUAAAUCAAAUGACAACUGGCAAUCAAGUGUUGCAAUGCCCAGGAGGACAGACGGCAACGGUGAAAAGACGAAAAAAGUCUACCGCUGCACCAAACCCGAAAAAAAUGUUCGAAGAGGCGCAGAUGGUUCGAAGAGUGAAAGCAUACCUUGCCAACAUGAAAGUGAUAACUGACGAGGAGCGAUUACACGCUUUGUCUGUGGAAUGUGAACCUCAUGCAGGAGCUGCUGCAGUAGCCGCAGCGGUACCUCUUAGUGCGAGUAGAGGAAGAAGGCAUCCUUCUCCCACUCUGUCGACUACAAGCAGUGCCAGCAGUACCAGUGAAGGUAGAAAGAGUAUACAAGGUACAAAGUUCGGAGCAGCAUCGCCACAAGCAGUACGGAAAAUGUUGGCGCUUUCCGAUCCUCAUAAAACUCGUCCGUACCAACCUAAACACUGUCCACCACCGCUUCCAGUGCCGGGAUUGGCGUUGCAUUCCAGUGGACUGGAGCCUAGUCCCGGUGCACCUAGGAGAGUAGGAUCUGGUAGCCGAGUUCCUAUGCAUGAGAGAUCCCAUAGCGAUACUCCUUCCAGUUUACCGCCACCUGUCGAUCUCAGCGCUGAAAGUAGUAGCGUAACCAGCCUGAGCAAUCUUCAGCCGUUAAGAAAAACGUUGACCAGUGGUUCGGUGACGAGCAGUGACAGUGGUCACAGUACACAGCUGGACAGCCACAGCGGAAGCAGCGUAGAAGCUGGUGGUAGUCCACCGCCACCUCAAAGACGGCACUCCGCUAUGCAAGGUACUACGGGAUUAGGAGUAGGCGUGGGCCUCGGAGUACCGGCGGCUCUUCCUCCCCCAGGAGCUGGAACGACGAUUAUGACGACGAUGACGACGAUGACUACCAUGACGUCGAUGACGACGAUGCGCCCCGGAGUCGGUACCGCGCAGUGUCGUCAGCCACCCGCGUACAAAGUUGCAGCGCAGAUGGCAAGGUUGCACAGGCUUGGCCGUGCCCACAGCCACGAGGGUGUUACCUACAGGAACGACCAUGAAGAUGACGACGAAGACGCCCAAGUGUCGGCGGUUUAAAAUGGCCCAUGACGCGUGCGAGAAGUUCCUGGCCACCCUAAUGCUUCAGUUCCUCGGCAGAUUGUCUUUUCCCGCGACCAGGAGGAACAGCUUCGUCGUCAAUCUACGUGCCACGUGUUAGAACGAUUCCGAUAGGAAUGGAAUCAAAACGAUUCGUGUGCCCCCCUUUCAGUGUCUCAGAGAGGAGGCUGUCGGAAGAUUUUGCACGAAGAACAACGGGGUGCAUGGACGAGAUAAAAGUAAUCGACACACACGCACACAGUGCUUUCGAUGCUGAGGUUUCGAGAGCCCGAUCGUCAGACCGAUUGGAGGAACUCCUUUGGAGAAGAUCGCGCUUUGACGAAGAGGGAGGAGCGCUAGUCUUCCAGCAUUAAUAAGGAAAGGGAAGAGAAAGAAAGGACGAAAGAGAGGAGAGAUGUGCAGAAUCUCAAGAGCUACGCCCGUCAGGAUACUACGAAAGCACCAACAUUCAGAGAAACGAGAGAGAAGAAAAGUAUAGGCAAGGAUGCAGAGGAGUGAGGUAUCAGAGGAAGAGCAUAGACAAGAAAAGACAAAACGUAGAACGACAUAGAAUACGUUUGUAUCAGACUGAUGAGCAAGUUGUCCGAUACAAAGGUGCCACGUCGAGUUUCACGUAGCGGCUACUCAGAGAGAGAAAGAGAGACUAGGCGCGAGAAGUUACGGUCAUAAGUAAUAAUUCUCUAUAAAUGUGUAAUAAAUCGAGUCCAAAGAUGUUAUAUAUACCGCGUAAUCGUCGCAGGGAGUACGAAUGACGGCGUGUCCUGUAUUAUAUUACUUUUUAGGCUAACCCCCGAACGCCCAGAGUAGCUUAAGUAUACGUUUUUUGGUGUACAUAGCGUGUAGCGUUUAACGUAGUCUGUAAUUGAGCAAGAAUGACGUAUGCUUGUGUACGUGUGUUUGCGAUACGUGUGCGUGCCUGUGGGGACGAGAGAGAUAGGGAAUUCUGUCUGCAAAGCGAACCAAACUGGAUACACAUGCAGAUCCAACGUUCAUUAUUCUUUUCUUUUUACCGACUUUUUCUUCUUCGAUAACAUUGGUCUCUCCGUGGA
Messenger RNA from Eufriesea mexicana, 5456 nucleotides. RefSeq names its product rap guanine nucleotide exchange factor 2. Lineage: Eukaryota; Metazoa; Arthropoda; Insecta; Hymenoptera; Apidae. Gene Ontology annotation, cellular component: apical plasma membrane; plasma membrane. Gene Ontology annotation, molecular function: protein binding; guanyl-nucleotide exchange factor activity. The record is from RefSeq and is a predicted model, not a curated record. Gene Ontology annotation, biological process: Ras protein signal transduction. The transcript has 18 exons. The coding region runs from base 70 to 4386 and encodes 1438 amino acids.